AUGUCGUCGAGAUCCGGACCCUCAGCCGCUGGGCCCGCCAUUUCCAUCACCAACGGCGCCCAUGGACACCAUACUUGGCUUCCGCCAUCGUCGCAUCUGAGUAGCAAGCCCUUCAAUCAUCGCGACGAGACGCCGGCGCGCUCGAAUACGCCCUCGCUGCUCUUUGAUGAUGCCACAAUGGCUGAACCGGCCGCCGUACAAUAUGAUGGAGACAGGGACAAUGCCGAGGAGGAGCACCAGAAGGCGCUCUUCAAGGAGCUAUAUCGGCGCAGCGAAGCACGCAUCGCGGACCUGUUUGGAGGCAAUAAGUUUGCAGAAGGACGCGGAUCUGCGGAGGAUGCGUCGGCGCAUCACGAUCAAUUGGCAGAACAGCCUUCCACCGCCGAGCUACCUAAGGCCCAGACCCCCAAGAAGUCUGCGCGCACCAUUGAUGAGGAUAACUAUGAUGAUGAUGAUGACGAUGAGGAGGAGGAUAUACGAGCGUCUACCCAGAUCAAGGAUAAAUCUGCCAAUGCCUUGUUAUCACCAUCCAAAUCCGGCAGCUCCCCCGUAUCCUCAGACCUAUCUCCUACGAAGCAGACAGAAGGACCCAAGGACGAAGCAGCGCAAGAACCCCGAUCUUCCGAAGAUGCGCGUAAGCAGCUGGAGGAGGAGAAGAAAGCUACAGAAGAAGCGGCUAAGCGUAGCUUCCAUACCCUAUUUUAUACAUUGGAGAAUGAUCGAGUUGCUAUGCUGGAGCAGCAGAAGUUGGAGGAGGCCGAGAAGCAGAUCAAUGCCGAGAUGGACCACAGUGGAAAUGCCAAUAACACAAGCGGCGGAGCCGGCGAGCAUCAUGGUUCCCUAAGUAGCGCUAACUUGGGCGCGUCGAGCUUGACGCUGAAGCAUCUUAUUGCGCGAAUCGAUCUCAAGCGCGAGAAGGUCAAAGCUUCAGAUGCCGAGCUGCGUGCGUUGAUGAACGAGGUUCGCAAGAAUAGAAGCAAGUGGGCGAGCGAGGAGAACGUCCACCAGGAGGAGCUUUAUGAAGCUGCGGAGAAGGUCCUCAGCGAACUGAAGGCGAUGACCGAAUAUUCGGCCCCUUUCCUUACUAGAGUGAAUAAGCGUGAGGCUCCUGACUACUAUAAUAUUAUUAAACAUCCGAUGGAUCUUGGAACGAUGACCAAGAAGCUGAAGACGUUGACGUAUAAGUCCAAGGCCGAGUUCGUCGCCGAUCUGGAUUUGAUAUGGGGUAAUUGCCUCAAGUACAACGCCGAUAUUGGCCACGCACUACGGCGGAAUGCCAACUCAAUGAGAAAGGAAGCCGAGAAGCUGGUUCCGCUAAUUCCGGACCUUGUUAUUCGACCUAGAGCAGAGGUGGAAGCCGAGGAGCGCCGAAAGCAAAAUGGCGGCGAAGACGAUGCCGGUGAUGACAGUGAUGACGAGCCGAUCAUGUCCUCGCGAGGCCGAAAGGCUGGCGCGAAAGGCUCGACCAAGGCGAGAAAGUCCGGCCCUGGAAAAGAUGAAGGGACACCAGGGAUCGACCAGAAACCCGCCCUUCAGGUCAACGGUGUCCUCAACGGACUGGGCCACGAUGGAUCCGAGACGGGGUUUGACGGAAGCAAUGGCUUUGCUACACCUCCACUCGGGUCGAUCACUCCUGGAGGAAUCAACGGCGUUCCAGGCUUGGGAAGUCAAGCCGAUGGAAUGGAUACUGACGGACCUUCAAUAAACGAAAUGUCGCUGGGGCAAGCCCUUGGUGCUGCUGCAGAGGAUAUCCGAGAAGAUGAGGAAUAUAAAAUUUGGAAACAAGUCACAAAGAAGGACCGUGCACUUGUGGCUAAAGAACGCAACCGACUCUUCAAAGGGGACAGACUCAAUCCAGAUGAGCCAGCUUUAGUAAGAACCAAAGCUGGAAUGCGGCGAUGGCUCCGUCACCAAAAGCAAGCUCAAGCAGACGUGUCUCAAGCAGAUGUUGGCAAGGAUGGAAAGGAAUCGGCUCAAGCGACAGAGACAUUAGCAGAGGGAAUGGAGGGUGAAGAGGAACGCGUCUUGCCAGACUAUUAUGAUCCGCUCUCGGCUAUCCCAGAUAUACCGCCUAGGCACCAGUGGAUUGAAGAUUCGGAAGGGCAAGUGAUCGAUCAGUCGGAAGAGUUUCUCCGCAUGGUCAAGCCCGGCCACUUCACCGCCCCGAAAAGCUUCUUGACCUCAAAGAUCGAGGCGAAUAUGAGACAGAUGCAAGAGACUAGAAAGUUAUGCUCCAAAAUCGGCGUCAUCAAACAGAUGCAAAUACAGGCUCAGAUGUAUAAUAAUCAGUUUCCAAAAUACGAGCCGGAGCCGUUUGUUGAAGCCGAUAUUGAACCUCAUGUCACCUCAGAUGACGGACCGGUCAUGGCAACUUGGGUUUGCAGAGCCACUAUGCAGCGAUCUGUUGCUGAACUUUGCUAUCAUGCUGGAUUUGAAGAGCUUCAGCCCAGUGCUCUUGAUGUAAUUACUGAUAUUGCGGGCGAUUUCUUCACCAAAAUUGCACGAACAGUUAACGUCUAUCGAGAAGCCCCAAAAGUACCAGCGACUGGGGCUGUUGCAGAAGCCGGGAAAAAGUGGCAAGAGCAUUUCACUGAUGAGGAGGUGCUCCUCCAUACCCUCAGUGAGAAUGGCAUGGAUGUGGAAAGCUUGGAGAGCUAUGUAAAGGAUGACGUGGAGCGUCUAGGCACGAAACUCGGAGUCAUGCAUGAACGUAUGAAGGCCCACCUUUCCGACCUUCUACGUCCUGCUCUCACUGAUGGCGGCGCGGAUGGAUCUGGUGCUUUCAAUGAUGGAAGUGAACAGUUCGUCGGUGGUGACUUUGCGGAAGAGCUGGGGGAAGACUUCUUCGGUUUCAAGGCCCUUGGGUUGGAUUCUGAAUUCGGGAUGUCGAGUCUCUCUGUUCCUCUGCAUCUGUUGCAUGCCAAGAUCCACAGAUCAUAUCCUGGCCCUACUGCGUCGGCGCCGACGGCCGAAAUCUUCCCGCCGUUACCACCACCGGAGCCAGUCACCAAAGAGAAUCUCCAGGAACAGAUUGGCCUUGUCAGAAACUUCUUUCUGGCGAAGUUGCAUGCCAAUGACGAUGAACCGUUACUGGAAGACGAGGAACUACCCCCUAAGCAAAGACCAUCACGGCCCCGUCUCGGCCCAACCGGCAAGAUCACCAGCCCAAGGAAACGGCCUCUGAAAGAGCAGAGUGGGAACUCGAAGAAAAAGAAGAAGCUCGAUAACGGCACAGCGAUGGAUCCUACUACGGGUACCAAAUCCGGUAUCAACGGUAGCCCGGAGAAAGGCAAUGCGCUCACCGCAUCAGCAAAGAAGCUGAAGCUAGGCUUGCCAAAUGGCGGGCCAGUGUCUAUGGAGAGGACUGAGAGCCAGAGCAACAUGAGCCAGACAGAGAAGGACGAUGCCUCGGCAAUUGGGAUGAUGAGCCCAGAGAGCAUUGAGCGAUAA
This is a messenger RNA of Venustampulla echinocandica, 3450 nucleotides long. RefSeq names its product Bromodomain-containing protein. Gene Ontology annotation, cellular component: SAGA complex; SLIK (SAGA-like) complex. Gene Ontology annotation, biological process: regulation of transcription by RNA polymerase II. The record is from RefSeq and is a predicted model, not a curated record. Lineage: Eukaryota; Fungi; Ascomycota; Leotiomycetes; Helotiales; Pleuroascaceae. The coding region runs from base 1 to 3450 and encodes 1149 amino acids. The transcript is spliced from 3 exons. Gene Ontology annotation, molecular function: protein heterodimerization activity; structural molecule activity.